Sesamum indicum (sesame) is the source of this 1558-nucleotide messenger RNA. RefSeq names its product shikimate O-hydroxycinnamoyltransferase. Lineage: Eukaryota; Viridiplantae; Streptophyta; Magnoliopsida; Lamiales; Pedaliaceae. The record is from RefSeq and is a predicted model, not a curated record. Gene Ontology annotation, molecular function: acyltransferase activity, transferring groups other than amino-acyl groups.
UUAUCCGCUACUCUCCUCUACCGCUUGCUUCCCAAUACAUUUUGACGCUCCCGUCCAGCGGCUCCAUGAAAAUCUACGUGAAGGAGUCGGCGUUGGUGCUCCCCGCCGCGGUGACGCCGUGUGUCACCCUUUGGAACUCUAACGUCGACUUGGUGGUGUGCAACAUCCACAUCCCCACCGUGUACUUUUAUGGCCCUACGGGGGCGGUCAACUUCUUCGAUCCGGCGGUGCUCAAGGCAGCGCUCGGACGCGCACUGGUGCCGUUCUACCCCGUGGCGGGGAGGCUGAAGAGGGACAAAGAUGGUCGCAUCGAGAUCGAUUGCAAUGCCGAGGGUGUGCUCUUUGUGGAGGCAGAGUCCGACGCCGUGGUCGAUGAUUUCGGUGACUUUGCUCCGACGUUGGAGCUACGCCGUCUCAUUCCGCCGGUGGAUUACAGCCAGGGAAUCUCAACUUUCCCACUUGUGGUGUUACAGGUAACACGUUUUAAAUGCGGCGGAGUUUCCUUAGGUGUCGGAAUACAUCACAUAGUAGCAGAUGGACUUUCCGCCCUCCACUUCAUCAACACAUGGUCGGACAUGGCUCGUGGCCUCGACAUCACUAUACCUCCUUUCAUCGAUCGGACCCUGCUUCGUGCACGUGAUCCACCGCAGCCCAAAUUUGAGCACAUUGAGUACCAGCCUCCUCCAACCAUGGCAAUACACGAUUCUCAAAAAAUCAAUGCGGCUCCUCGAACAGUGGUUGCCAUCUUAAAGCUAACUCGUGGUCAGCUUAAUACCCUUAAGGCCAAGUCUAAGGAGGACGGUAACACAGUCACUUACAGCUCGUACGAGAUACUGGCAGCGCACAUUUGGGUAUGCGCAUGCAGAGCUCGUGGGCUAGUUGAUGAACAGAAAACAAAGCUGUUUAUUGCUACUAAUGGGCGGUCCAGGCUCCGGCCCCCUCUCCCACCGGGCUACUUCGGCAACGUGAUCUUCACGACUACACCUGUUGGCGUUUCUGGUGAGCUCCAAUCGAAGCCCAUUUCGUACACUGCUGGCAAGAUUCACGAUGUGCUGGUGCGGAUGGACGACGAGUACUUGAGGUCGGCUCUUGAUUACUUGGAGGUGCAGCCGGAUCUUAUGGCCCUUGUUCGUGGUGCGAACACGUUUAAUUGCCCGAAUCUUGCGAUAACUAGUUGGGUUGGACUGCCUAUCCAUGAUGCGGAUUUUGGGUGGGGCAGGCCGGUGUUUAUGGGGCCGGGGAGUAUUCUGUAUGAAGGUUUGUGUGUUGUGUUGCCUAGUCCGACUAACGAUGGGAGCCUAUCUGUUGCAGUCUCAUUGCAAGAGGAACCUAUGAAGGUUUUUGAGAAGCUGUUCUAUGACAUUUGAAGUGUGUUUAUUUGCUGAAGUUCGGCGGUUAAUAACUUGUUCAAAAUAUUUUAUAUUUAUAUAAUAUUUUGUUGGACAACUUCAGUUCUGGUCUGUCCCGGGUGCGACCUAACCCGAAAAAAAAAACUCAAACUCUUAUCUUGUAAAAGGGUAUUUUACAUAUGGAGAGGACAUUGUGGUCAUUUUCAGCA